Messenger RNA from Anas platyrhynchos (mallard), 1666 nucleotides. RefSeq names its product GDP-D-glucose phosphorylase 1 (gene GDPGP1). Gene Ontology annotation, molecular function: GDP-D-glucose phosphorylase activity. The record is from RefSeq and is a predicted model, not a curated record. Lineage: Eukaryota; Metazoa; Chordata; Aves; Anseriformes; Anatidae. Gene Ontology annotation, biological process: glucose metabolic process. Gene Ontology annotation, cellular component: cytoplasm.
GGCACGUGGGCAGGGGCGGGGGGGCCGGCACCGGGACACCGGGACACCGGCACCGGGGGCAGCUCGGGGCACGGGGCCAGCCCCGGCACCGCGGCGCUCACCCGGCCGCCCCCCCUCUCCCCAGCAGGUCCCGGAGGCACCGAGCAUGGCGGCGGCGAGCAGCGGGGAGCAGCCGGGGCUGUGCAGCGGGGAGCAGCCGGGGCCGCCGGACAUCCCCGAGCCCGAGGACUUCGUGUACGGGGAGGACGAGUUCGUGCUGCAGGGGGUCUCCUGGCCCGGUGCUGCACCAUCCCGCUUCGACCGGGCCCUGCUGGGCGCGUGGCAGGACCGCAUGGCGCGGGGCCUGUUCCGCUACCGCCUCGGGGAGCUGCCCACGCGCGUGCUGCCCGGUGCCAUGGGGCUGGUGGCGCAGCUCAACCCGCAGCGCGCCACGCAGCGCCGGCCGCCGCAGGCCAUCCGCAGCCUGACGCAGCCCUUUGACCCGCAGCAGUUCAACUUCACGCGGAUCCGGCCCGGGGAGGUGCUGCUGUGCCUGCGGCGCCACUUGGGGGGCGACCCGCCGCCCCUGGACCGCGUGCUGGUGGCCAUCAACGUCAGCCCGCUGGAGCGCGGCCACGUCCUGCUGCUGCCCGAGCCGGCGCUGGGGCUGCCGCAGGCGCUCACCCCGCAGCUGCUGCGCGUCGGGCUGGAGGCCGUGCUGCUCAGCACCCAGCCCGGCUUCCGCGUGGGCUUCAACAGCCUGGGCGCCUCGGCCUCCGUCAACCACCUGCACCUGCACGCCUUCUACCUGGCCCACCCGCUGCGCAUUGAGUCGGCGCCCGCCGAGCCGCUGCUCCCCGAGGGGGGCCCGGCCCUGCUGCGGGACGUCCCGGCACCCGCGCUGCUGUUCUACACGGCGGGCACCGAGCUGCGGGCCGUGGCGGAGGCGGUGUGCGGGCUGGCGGCCGGGCUGGCGGCGCGAGGCCUGGCUUACAACGUGUUCGCCACGCGGGGAGCGCCGCCGGCGGGGGGGGCGGCCGCGGGGCUGCGGGUGCUGCUGUGGGCGCGGCGGCCGAGCUUCGAGGAGCCCGAGGAGCCCGACGAGGCGGUGCCGGCCGUGGCGCUGUGCGAGCUGGCCGGGUACCUGCCCCUGCCGGCCGCCGCCCCCUUCGCGGCGCUGUCGGAGGCCGAGGCUCUGCGCGCCCUGCGCCGCCCGCUGCUGCCCGAGCCCGAGCUGCGCCGCCUGCUGCGGGACCUGCUGCCCGCCACGCCUCGGGACACGUGACCCUUCCGGGCACGUGACCGCCCGCCCACGUGCCCGCUCGAUGGUUGCCGGGGGGGGGGGGGGGGCGUCGCCAUGGAGACGGCGGCGGCCCCGCAGCGGCGCCAUGGAGGCGGGCGGGGGGGGCGCGGCCGCGGGGGCUGAGGGUGGGAGCCGGGCCCCGGCCCCCGGCACCGGCACCGGGCACGGCGCCGCCGGGACCCCCCCCUCCGGCACGGGCACGGGGCCGCGGGGGAAGCGGAAGAAGCGCAGGCGAGUGCGGCGGGGGGGGGGUGGCACGGGGGGGUCCGUCCGUCGGUCGGUCUGUCCAUCAGUCUGUCUGUCCGUCGGUCGGUCUGUCUGUCCAUCUGUCCGUCGGUCCGUCCGUGCUGCCCGCAGCCGCGCACAUAAAGCCUGUCCAUGCAC